AUGUCUGGAUAUGAAGAAGAGCUUACAAUUCCAUUCUUCUAUGGGAAGAUUGAUACAGAGGCAUACCUUGAUUGGGAAAAGAAGAUGGAGUUUUUCUUUGGACUCCAAUACUACACUGAAAAGAAAAGGGUAUGUCUAGCAGUCAAUGGACUCUGUGGAAGUGCAUUCUCAUGGUGGCAGAGAGUUUCUCAGACUAGGAGAUUUGAAAAAAAAUCACAAAUUACUUCAUGGGUUGAGAUGAAGACCUUGAUGAAGAAGAGGUUUGUCUUGCAGUGGAAACUUCCGAAACUAAAACCAGAUGCAGCAGCAAAGCUUACUACUUUAGAUCAGCCUGCCUGUUGGUCUGAAUUGCCAUCAAAAGAGGCUGAGAGAAGAUCUGUGGUUCCUGUUUUAUCAUUGAAACAAGAGGAGGAAAAGCUGCAAGCUUCUAUAUUGGCUUCACCAAUAAAACAGAUUGAGGAGAGUCAUGAAACUGAAUCAGAACCAACAACUCUUUGUCUAAAGCUAGAGGAGGAAGUACAAGUUGCAGAAGCUGAGUGUAGCCACGUGCCUGAUCAAACAAAACAAGAAGAAGAAGUUUCUAGAGGGUCAUCUAAAGCUCUUGAAUUGGUGUUUUCUACUGUUGAGCAAGCUCAACUUAGUGGAGCAUCUGGUGGUUGUUAA
Raphanus sativus (radish) is the source of this 663-nucleotide messenger RNA. RefSeq lists its product as uncharacterized. The transcript has 2 exons. The record is from RefSeq and is a predicted model, not a curated record. The coding region runs from base 1 to 663 and encodes 220 amino acids. NCBI's taxonomy places the organism in Eukaryota, Viridiplantae, Streptophyta, Magnoliopsida, Brassicales, Brassicaceae.